Messenger RNA from Rhodamnia argentea, 1638 nucleotides. Its product is annotated as vignain-like. Gene Ontology annotation, molecular function: cysteine-type endopeptidase activity. Gene Ontology annotation, cellular component: lysosome. The transcript has 4 exons. Bases 397 to 1485 code for a protein of 362 amino acids. The record is from RefSeq and is a predicted model, not a curated record. NCBI's taxonomy places the organism in Eukaryota, Viridiplantae, Streptophyta, Magnoliopsida, Myrtales, Myrtaceae.
UCCCUCGUCUUCUGUGUUUUUCUCGUGCGUGGUCAACGUGAUCGCGUGUUCGGCAUGCAAAGAUGGAUGCAACGUUCAUCAGCAUUCGCCAUUUUAGUUCUCCUUCUGGUGUUCACUGGCUGUUGAACGAGACUGCAAAGUUAUGCAGAUUACUCCUGAACUGGGCUUGCUUGUGCGCAUCAACCUCGUCUAUUUUAGUAAUGGAUGUCGGCUUGUGAUUGUUGAUGCCCGUAAGGAACUCGUGACUUCUUCGGUUAUCGUCCCUUGCUAUCUUCUCGUAUCUCCAUCGUUUUCCUUUUCGUUCCUCUAUAUAAACCACGAUUAGACUCCUACGGAUUCCUCACAUCGUUCACACCAUUAACGUUGCGUUUGAGUUCGAGCUGUGUCCGAUACGAAAUGGGGUUCAAGAGACUCUUCCUAGUUGCCUUGAUGGUAGUGUCGAUCCUCGGGAUUGCUGAGAGCUUCGACUUUCACGAGAAGGAGCUGGCCUCUGAGGACGGCCUGUGGGGCCUGUACGAGCGGUGGCGGAGCCACCACACGGUGUCCCGGAGCCUCGAUGUCAAGCGCAAGCGGUUCAAUGUGUUCAAGCAGAACGUCAUGCACGUCCACCGUGUGAACCAGCAGGACAAGCCCUACAAGCUGAAGCUCAACAAGUUCGCGGACAUGACCAACCAUGAGUUCAGGAGCUCGUAUGCCGGGUCGAAGGUCGACCACCACAGAAUGUUCCGUGGGGCGCCGCAUGGCUCCGAGAGCUUCAUGUAUGAGGACGACAGUCCGGUGCCCCCGUCCGUAGACUGGAGAAAGAAAGGCGCGGUCACCAACGUCAAGGACCAAGGCCAAUGCGGUAGUUGCUGGGCAUUCUCGACUGUGGCAGCGGUCGAGGGAAUCAAUUACUUGAGGACGAACCAGCUCGUCUCUCUUUCCGAGCAAGAGCUGGUGGACUGUGACACCGCACAAAACCAAGGGUGCAAUGGCGGGCUCAUGGACUAUGCAUUCGAGUUCAUCCAGCAAAGGGGAGGCAUCACGACCGAGUCGAAUUACCCGUACCAAGCUAGCAAUGGGACCUGUAAUGCCGCCAAGGAGAAUUCUCCGGUUGUGUCGAUCGAUGGACACGAAGAUGUGCCAGCUAACGACGAGGAUGCGUUGCUGAAGGCGGUGGCGAAUCAGCCUGUUUCUGUGGCCAUAGAUGCAGGCGGUGCAAAUUUGCAAUUCUACUCGGAGGGCGUAUUCACCGGAGAAUGUGGCACGGAGCUAAAUCAUGGAGUCGCGAUCGUCGGCUAUGGGAGCACCCUCGAGGGGACCAAGUACUGGAUCGUGAAGAACUCGUGGGGUCCGGAAUGGGGCGAGAAGGGCUACAUAAGGAUGGAGCGCGGCAUCGCUGCUAAGGAAGGGCUGUGCGGCAUAGCCAUGGAGGCCUCAUACCCUGUCAAGAACUCCUCGAAUAAUCCCGGCGGAGUUUCGUCGCCUGCUAAGGAUGAACUCUAAGCAAUGGCUCAACAUUGACUAGUGAAGUGGGCAUGUCCUGUGUCCACAUAGACCCAAAUAAUGUCUGCUCCCCGAUGAUUCCAUAAUGCAUGUUUAUAAGGGUCUCUUAGGCAGCGAGAUAAAUUGGUCUUUCCUAAAAUUGUUACUAUUCGA